GGUUAUCGAUAAACUGCAACCUGUGAUCACCUUACUUAUUUCCAAGAUGCUUUAGGAGGACCUAUUUACCGCUGCCCAGCCCUUCUUGCCCAAACCCCCUGGAAUGGAGAGGGUGACUAUAGUAUUCGUUCUUGGAGCGCCAGGGUCUGGCAAAGGGACGCAAUGCAGCAGGAUUGUGGAAAAGUAUGGCUGGACGCAUCUGUCAACGGGUGACUUGCUGCGAGCUGAGGUGCAGGCCGGUACCGAAGUGGGGCAGCAAGUUGACGAGAUUAUGCGGGCUGGGGAGAUGGUCCCCACGGACAUUAUCCUUGACCUGCUUUCCAACGCCAUGGCUAGCAGUGGCGCCUCGCGCUUCCUGGUGGACGGCUUCCCGCGCACCCUGGACCAGCUCAUGGACUUCCAGGACCAGGUGAAGCCCUGCGACGGCGUGUUGGUGCUGGGUCUGGCUGAGGAGGAGGCCGUGACGCGGCUGCUGGCCCGGGGCGCCACGUCGGGGCGGCCGGACGACACCGAGGACACCAUCCGCCAGCGCAUGCGGGUGUUCGCGCAGGAGUCGCAGCCGGUCAUUGACUUCCUGGCGGACAGCGGCGGCAACGUGCACGAGGUGGACGCAACUGCGAGUGUUGAGGAAGUGUUUGCGGCGGUGGAGCCCUUCAUGAACACCAUGGAUGCGCUGGCCGUCGAGCGCGAGGCAGCCGCUGACGGAGCCGGCCGCGUUGUCCGCGCCUCCACCGGCGCCGACGGCGUCCCCAGCGUCAUCGUCGGCGUCGAGGAGGGCCCCGCGGAUCUUUCCGAUGCGGUCGUUGUGUUUGUCCUGGGGGCGCCAGGUGCCGGCAAGGGUACUCAAUGCGAUCUCAUACGGCAGCGGUACGGCUGGACGCACGUGUCCACUGGGGCGCUGCUGCGUGCGGAGGUUGAGAAGGGCAGCGAUGUGGGGUCGCAGGUGUCUGCGCUGCUGGCGGGCGGCGAGCUGGUGCCCACGGAGGUGGUGCUGGGGCUGCUGAACGCGGCCAUGGUGGCCACCCCGGCGGCCAGGAGGAGGUUCCUGGUGGACGGCUUCCCCAGGCAGCUGGACCAGCUGCAGGCCUUCGAGGCCGCCAUCAAGCCCUGCGACGGCGUGUUGUUGUUGGGUCUAGCCGAGGAGGUGGCCGUGACGCGGCUGCUGGCCCGGGGCGCCACGUCGGGGCGGCCGGACGACACCGAGGACACCAUCCGCCAGCGCAUGCGGGUGUUUGCUCAGGAGUCGCAGCCGGUCAUUGACUACUUGCGGGAUCAGGGCGCCAACGUUGCCGAGGUGGACGCCUCGGGCGAGGUGGCGGACGUGUUUAGCCGCGUGUGCCGCUUCAUGGACAUGUUCGGGCCGCCGCUGGAGGCCGACCUGGCGCAGCUGCCCUUGGAGGAGGAGCCCGAGCGGCGGGGCGAGGAAGAGGAGGAGGAAGGGGAGGGGGAGCAGCAGCAGCAGGGGGCCGGUGAUGGGCCAGCGGAGGAGGGCGCGGAGCCGCCGCCGGGGUUGGAAGGAGGAGCGGGAACGGCGGGGGCGGUUGCUGAGGGGAUGGAGGAAGUGGGCUACAACGAUGAGCAGGUGCAGGCGGCACUGAGGAUCCAGGCGGCGCGCAGGGGCUACCUGGAUAGGAAGCGGGUGGCUAAGCUGAAGGAAGAGAAGGCGGCGACCGCAGCACAGCAACAGGACCAGCAGCAAGAGGACCAGCAGCAAGAGGACCAGCCGCCGCAGCAGGAACAGCAGCAGGAGGAGGGGGCUGGGGGUGAGGAUGCGGUUGCUGCAGCGGCUGCCGAAGCGUACAGUGAGGAGCAGAUACAGGCGGCGCUGCGCAUUCAGGCGGCGCGCAGGGGCUACCUGGAUCGCAAGAAGGUGGAUGCCAUACGCGCCGAGAAGCAACGGCUGCAGCAGGAGCAACAACAGCAGCAGCAGCAGCAGGAGGAGGAGCAGCAGGAACAGGGGGAGCAGGCCGCAGAGGCGGAGGCGGCAGCGGAGAUGGCAGCAGAUGCUGAUGCUGCUCCUGCUGAAGGCGCUAACCUUGAGGACUAUACCGAGGAGCAGGUGCAGGCGCUGGUGCGGAUCCAGGCGGCGGGUCGGGGCUAUCUGGACCGCAAAAAGGUGGCAGCAAAGCGGCAAGAGCAGGCAGCUACGGCGGCGGCAGCGGCAGCCCCUGAGGCUGAGGAGCAGCCUGCUGCUCAGGCAGAUGGUGAGGGAGAUGGCGGGGCGGAGGCGGCAGCGGAAGAGGCCGAGGGCGGCUCGGCAGACGCAGCAGCGCGGUCCGACCUGCCUCCAGAGCUAGCGGACCUGACAGAGGAGCAGCUGCAGGCGGCCAUUCGCAUCCAGGCCGCGGGCCGGGGCUACCUGGACCGGAAGAAGGUUGCCAAGCUAAAGGAGGAGAAGGCGGCUGCAGCCGCCGCAGCUGCGCCGGAGACGGAGGCGGCAGUAGCACAAGAUGAGGGGGCGGCGGCCGCAGAUGGGGCCGAAGGAGGCGAGGCGGACGCCGAGGGGGAGGAUGAGGAGGGGGCGGCAGCUGGGGGCUUGACGCUAGAUGAGGCGGCACUGAGGAUCCAGGCGGCGGGCCGGGGCUACCUGGAUCGCAAGCGGGUGGCCAAGCUGAAGGAGGAGAAGGCGGCGGCGGAGGUGGAGAAGCGGGCCACGGAGCAGGUUGACGCCAUCCGCGCCAUGCUUGUGAUCUGCGGCCCCAGCGGCGUGGGCAAGGGCACGCUGAUCGGGCGGCUGAUGGCCGACCACGCGGACAAGUUCGGGUUCAGCGUCAGCCACACCACGCGUGGGCCCCGGCCGGGCGAGGAGGACGGCGUGCACUACCACUUCAGCACGCGGGAGGCCAUGCAGCGGGACAUCGCCGCGGGGCUGUUCCUGGAGCAUGCCGAGGUGCACGGCAACAUGUACGGCACCAGCCUGGCAGGCGUGGCGGCGGUGGGGAGGUCGGGGCGCAUCGCAGUGCUCGACAUUGAUGUGCAGGGUGCCUCCAAGGUCAAGGCCUCCCGCGCCGCGUCCAAGGCCCGCUACGUGUUCGUGGACCCUCCUUCUCUUUCGGAGCUUGAGGCGCGUCUGCGCGGUCGCGGCACUGAGAGCGAGGACAAGGUGCGGCUGCGGCUCGCCAACGCCACGGCGGAGCUGGAUCGGUCGCGCGAAUCAGGCUUCUUCGACGCGCGGGUGGUCAACGACGAGCUGGAGGCGGCCUACCACCGACUCAAGCUGACUAUCCAGGAGCUGCUGCCGGGAACGUUCAGCCCGGAGGAGCUUCUGCCACCGCCGCCGUCGCAGGCGGAGAUCGAAGCCAAGGCGGCAGAACAGGUUGACGCCAUUCGCGCCAUGCUUGUGAUCUGCGGCCCCAGCGGCGUGGGCAAGGGAACACUGAUCGGGCGGCUGAUGGCCGACCACGCGGACAAGUUCGGGUUCAGCGUCAGCCACACCACGCGCGGCCCCCGGCCCGGCGAGGAGGACGGCGUGCACUACCACUUCAGCACGCGGGAGGCCAUGCAGCGGGACAUCGCCGCGGGGCUGUUCCUGGAGCAUGCCGAGGUGCACGGCAACAUGUACGGCACCAGCCUGGCAGGCGUGGCGGCGGUGGGGAGGUCGGGGCGCAUCGCGGUGCUCGACAUUGAUGUGCAGGGUGCUUCCAAGGUCAAGGCCUCCCGCGCCGCGUCCAAGGCCCGCUACGUGUUCGUGGACCCUCCCUCUCUUUCGGAGCUCGAGGCGCGUCUGCGCGGUCGCGGCACUGAGAGCGAGGACAAGGUGCGGCUGCGGCUCGCCAACGCCACGGCGGAGCUGGAUCGGUCGCGCGAGUCGGGCUUCUUCGACGCGCGGGUGGUCAACGACGAGCUGGAGGCGGCCUACCACCGACUCAAGCUGACCAUCCAGGAGCUGCUGCCGGGAACGUUCAGCCCGGAGGAGCUUCUGCCACCGCCGCCGUCGCAGGCGGAGAUUGAAGCCAAGGCUGCAGAACAGGUUGACGCCAUCCGCGCCAUGCUUGUGAUCUGCGGCCCCAGCGGCGUAGGCAAGGGCACACUGAUCGGGCGGCUGAUGGCCGACCAUGCGGACAAGUUCGGGUUCAGCGUCAGCCACACCACGCGCGGCCCCCGGCCGGGCGAGGAGGACGGCGUGCACUACCACUUCAGCACGCGGGAGGCCAUGCAGCGGGACAUCGCCGCGGGUCUGUUCCUGGAGCAUGCCGAAGUGCACGGCAACAUGUACGGCACCAGCCUGGCAGGCGUGGCGGCGGUGGGGAGGUCGGGGCGCAUCGCAGUGCUCGACAUUGAUGUGCAGGGUGCCUCCAAGGUCAAGGCCUCCCGCGCCGCGUCCAAGGCCCGCUACGUGUUCGUGGACCCUCCCUCUCUUUCGGAGCUUGAGGCGCGUCUGCGCGGUCGCGGCACUGAGAGCGAGGACAAAGUGCGGCUGCGGCUCGCCAACGCCACGGCGGAGCUGGACCGGUCGCGCGAAUCGGGCUUCUUCGACGCGCGGGUGGUCAACGACGAGCUGGAGGCGGCCUACCACCGACUCAAGCUGACCAUCCAGGGGCUGCUGCCGGGGACCUUCAGUCCGCAAGACCUCAUCCCUCCUCCGCUACCCUCACUCCGAGAACCGCCUGUGGCGGGGGCGCCUUCGGUUCCGAAGGUGCUGCCGCAGCCCUCCCCUGGCCGCAGCGGCGGCGGCCCUGCCGUGCCUCCCACCGCGGGCACCGUGACUGCUGCUGCGGGUCUGCCAGUGCGCCAAUACAUGGACGCAACGGUGGUGCCGGUGCUGCGGGAGGCACUGCGGGCGCUCAACGAGCUGCGGCCGGAGGACCCGCUGCUGUUUGUGUCGGAGUUCCUCAUGAAGGCGAGGGAGAGGGUGUCGGGGGCGGCAGCGAAGGCUGCUGGGGCUGGGGAUGGGGCGCAGGGAGGUGCAGGAGGGGUGCAGGAGGUGGCAAAUGGGGCAGCCAACGGCGAUGCGCAGUAGGCGGGGGUGAGGCUGGUGCAUGCGUGGGGAUGGGGCUGCAUUGCAGCGUGGGUGGUGUGAGGCGGUGGUUGGGGUGAGCAGCGGCGAUGUAGGGAUCAUGGGGGCCUGCUGGUGAAUUGGUGCUUGUGUCGUGACUUGCAAGUUUAUGCAUGCGGCCUAAUAAAGUGCGAGGCACCUGGAUGGUCCAGCGCAUUAGUGUGACUAAGAACGCAGGCUGUGGCUGCAGUGGUGGAGGAUUCGCAGUCCCAAGCGGUGCCGUGACUACUUCGGGUGGUGCAUGGCAGGAGGGACGGAGAGGGCAGCCAAGAUGACCUCCUUGCGCUGCAAUGUUGGGUCAUGUCGAGAAAGCGGACGGAGGGUGGACUACCACCAAAGUGGCUGAAUGGCAACAUUGAGUGCUGCGAUGCGUUCCUUGUGAAUCUGCUGUUCACCGUAUUCCAACCGCAGUCUAGCUGGUAUGUCCCGCAGUGGUGACGACGACAAUGAGGAUACCCCCUUUUGCCAUUACGUGGGACGACAAUUGAACAUCUAAUAGAGGUUUGUUAUCGAGCAGUGAGCCUAUCUGUACAUACCGUAAUGUGCGCGUAAGGAAAGUGGUGUGGCCGUGUCAUUGAGUUAUAUGGCAGGGGUGGCGGUCUCUUCCCAUCCGUGAUUCCGUUCCGUUUGUUUGCCUUGAUUCCCCUGUCUCUUGAGGCGGGUGUUCCUAAUAGGCAUGUGAGGAUAGGCUAUGGAGGACACGUGUUGCGUCCUGCACUGUUUCCUUCAAGAGCUUGUACCGUACCGACGAGU
Astrephomene gubernaculifera is the source of this 5749-nucleotide messenger RNA. NCBI's taxonomy places the organism in Eukaryota, Viridiplantae, Chlorophyta, Chlorophyceae, Chlamydomonadales, Astrephomenaceae. The record is from the annotation of a GenBank genome assembly.